ACUCAGUGUCCUACCCCUUUGCUAAAAGUUUGGUCUGUGACCACAACCCUUAUUAAAGAUGGGGGAGCGGUUGCAAAGUCAAAAAAUGUAUGUUUGCUCCUUUGUUGACUGUAAAGCUACGUUCAGUAAGUCAUGGAAGCUUGAUGCUCACCUUUGCAAACACACAGGAUUGAAACCGUUCUCCUGUGAGAGCUGUGACAGGUGCUUCUGCACUCGCUAUCAACUCAGCAGACAUGAGCUCAGUCAUAGUGGGGAAAAGCCACACAAGUGUCCAGCUGAUGGAUGCUCUGAGGCAUUUGUGAGAAGUGCCAGCCUGAAGAACCACGUGGCUCGAGUCCAUCAGCACCAGGAAAAGCGAUAUCAAUGUGAUCAUCAGGGCUGUGAAAAGCAUUUCAACAAGAAGAACCAACUGAAAGCGCAUCAAUGUGAGCACCAACAGAAUCUGCCUUUUCAUUGCUCCUUGAAUGGAUGUACGAGAGAAUUUCCCACCCUUAGAAAACUGAAGCGUCAUGAGAGACUGCAUGAGGGCUACCCUUGUGAGACUGAAGGGUGUCCUUUUCAGGGAAAAACAUGGUCAGAAUAUCUGAAGCACAGAAGAGAACACAAAGACAAGGUGCUGUGUGGAAGGUGCAACAAGCUGUUCAGCAACUUCUGGUUCUUGCGCCAUCAUGAGCUUCGUGUCCACUCUGGGGAAAAGAGGAUGUUUCCAUGCCCCAGAGAAAGCUGUGACAAAACCUUUACUCGCCGCUUCAACUUGGAGAGUCACAUACUGGGAGACCAUGAGGGGAAGAAGCCAUUUAGCUGUGCUGUUCCUGGCUGUGAAAAGAGCUUUGCCAUGAAGGAAAGCCUUUGGCGACAUGGAGUAGUGCAUGACCCAACAAAGAAAAAGCUGAAGAAACUGCAUCCUAAAAAGAACUGGCCCCGGUGGAUGGCACAGCAGGUUGGCCUCGCAGCUGCAGCCAAUCAAGCGGAGGCCGACAAACUUGCUGCGAAGCUGCACAACACGACUUUAGAGGAUAACAAAUCUUGAGCCUGCAUUAUAAAGCUCUAGAUAUGUUCCUUAAUGGAGAAAUGACACAUUUCUGGUUUACUUUUGUUUAUGAAUGCGCAAAUAAAAGCCUCAACAAUGCACCAUAUCACUGUUGCAAUGUUUUG
Molecule: messenger RNA, 1155 nt
Organism: Archocentrus centrarchus (flier cichlid)
Lineage: Eukaryota; Metazoa; Chordata; Actinopteri; Cichliformes; Cichlidae
Gene: gtf3ab
Product: general transcription factor IIIA, b
Exons: 9
Coding region: 59-1030 (323 amino acids)
Cellular component (GO): nucleus
Source: RefSeq, a predicted model, not a curated record